CUUCGACGCUCUAUAUAGUGCACUACACGUCCAAUAGGGAGCAAUUUGGGAUUCAACCGUCGCCUAGAAGGCUGAAACAACACUCUUGUAUUGCUAGUGUCAGUGCUAGGGCUAGCUAGCUACGUUCGUAAGAACGGCUGUAUUAUGUGCAUGAAUUUGCCCUGUUUGGACAUUUUAUUUUGCUUUAUUCGUAUAUUUAUAUUUUUCAGGUGAUGUACAAACGUGAAGGUAGCUACUAGUACUACUAGGCUGGAUUGGUAUCAUACCAAUGUGAGCUAACGUUCAAGAAGUCUUACUUUUGCUUAGUGCAAUACAUUGGAAAUGGAAUAUAAUGUAGUAUAUUUUCAGUAUAUCUUAGAAUAUAAAAAGUGCAUACUUAAUAUAUUGCUAUUUUUGUAUGGCGAAAAGAAGAUCACCGUUUUUUAUACAUGAAAGGCUUCGUCAGCGUCUCCAUGGCCCAAUGAUGCGCCGUCACUGGCUGCUGGUCGGCGCUUGCGGAUGGGUGCUGCUUAUCCUCAUGUUCGUCAGCAAAUUCAUCAACUUCAGCUUCCGAAUGCCAGACGACUAUGGGGGAAGGCCUGUGCUGUUAAACUGGACCUCUCCAACGGUAAAAACCAUAAAACCUCUGAAUCAGCUUUCACAGAACACGGCCUCACAACCGUCUGCAGCGUCUUCAGGUGGCCCAACUCAGGUGGAGCUGUUGGACUGGGAGUCGGUGACGGUGCAGCGCUUGCAGCUUUUGUCCAGCGUUUGCAGGAACUCGUCUCUAUGGAACCUCACACACACUCCUCUACGCAAGUUCGUCCUGGACCGCAUCUUUGUGUGCGACAAACACAAGAUUCUUUUCUGCCAGACGCCCAAGGUGGGCAACACACAGUGGAAGAAGGUCCUCAUUGUCCUCAAUGGAAAGUUCUCCAAGGUUGAAGACAUACCUGAGAAUGUGGUCCAUGACCACGAGAGAAACGGUUUACCUCGCCUGUCCUCUAUGAGUGACGCAGAGAUCACAGAAAGAUUAAACACAUACUUCAAGUUCUUCAUUGUCCGAGACCCAUUCGAGCGCCUCAUAUCAGCCUUCAAGGACAAGUUUGUGGAGAACCCACGCUUCGAGCCAUGGUACAAGCACAGCAUCGCUCCCGCCAUCAUCCGCAAGUACCGCAAAAGUCACCGCGACGCCUCCGGAAGCGCCGGCCUGCACUUCGAGGACUUCGUGCGCUACUUGGGUGACGAACCAGGCCGAAAACAUCUCGACCGGCAGUUCGGAGAGCACGUCAUUCACUGGUUAACAUACGUUGAACUCUGCGCCCCCUGUGACAUUUCAUAUGAUGUAAUCGGCCAUCACGAGACUCUUGAAGAAGAUGCGCCGUAUAUACUCAAAGCUGCCGGAAUCGAGGACUUGGUAUCGUAUCCCAGCAUCCCUAAAGGCAUUACGCUCUACAACAGGACCAAGGUUGAGCGCUACUUCUCUGGGAUCAGCAAGAGGGACAUACGACGUCUUUACGCUAGCUACCAGGGAGAUUUUAGCCUUUUUGGGUACCAUAGACCUGACUUCCUGCUUGACUGAUAUUUGGAUUUAUUAGUAUGUUUGUUUGUUUUUUUUUUUAAUCAGAUGAAGUUGCUCUUAUGGCAUGUUGAACCCAUCAUGUUCUUUGCGUUGUUUACAGAACUGUAAACACCAAAUUUGAGGGAAUUCUUUUUUUUAGGUCUCUUUAUAGGGGCAAAAGAGUAGUUAUCAGACCAUUUAAAAACAAAUUGUGUCCAAGGAAAAAAAAACAACAACUUUAAAGUAAAUAACAGAUAUGUACACACAACUAAAGAGUACAUUAAUGAGACGUAGUUUUUCUUUAUUAAUACACUCCUAUUGAAAUGUCAUCCAAAUUUCUGCCUCUCAGACUCUCCCUACAGGAAUGGUUGCUUACUAAUAGAACAAUAAUACUGAGGAUUCCCAGCAUAGAUUUCUAAUAAACAUUAAAAUAUCUCAAACUGAA
Molecule: messenger RNA, 1985 nt
Organism: Hemibagrus wyckioides
Lineage: Eukaryota; Metazoa; Chordata; Actinopteri; Siluriformes; Bagridae
Gene: chst10
Product: carbohydrate sulfotransferase 10
Exons: 6
Coding region: 398-1561 (387 amino acids)
Biological process (GO): carbohydrate biosynthetic process; proteoglycan biosynthetic process
Cellular component (GO): membrane
Molecular function (GO): sulfotransferase activity
Source: RefSeq, a predicted model, not a curated record